AGAAUGAACGUGAUAGACCACGUGAGGGACAUGGCGGCCAGGGGGCUGCACUCCAACGUGCGGCUCCUCAGCAGCUUGUUACUGACAAUGAGUAAUAACAACCCUGAGUUAUUCUCCCCAUCUCAGAAGUACCAGCUUUUGGUGUAUCAUGCAGACUCUCUUUUUCAUGAUAAGGAAUAUCGAAAUGCUGUGAGUAAGUACACUAUGGCUUUACAGCAGAAGAAAGCCCUAAGUAAAACUUCAAAAGUGAGACCUUCAACUGGAAAUUCAGCAUCUACUCCACAAAGUCAGUGUCUUCCAUCUGAAAUUGAAGUGAAGUACAAGAUGGCUGAGUGUUAUACAAUGCUAAAACAAGAUAAAGAUGCCAUUGCUAUACUCGAUGGGAUCCCUUCAAGACAAAGAACCCCUAAAAUAAACAUGAUGCUGGCAAACUUGUACAAGAAAGCUGGUCAGGAGCGCCCUUCAGUCACCAGCUAUAAGGAAGUGCUGAGGCAGUGCCCAUUAGCCCUUGAUGCCAUUCUAGGUUUGCUGUCCCUUUCUGUGAAAGGAGCAGAGGUGGCAUCGAUGACAAUGAAUGUGAUCCAGACAGUGCCUAACUUGGACUGGCUCUCUGUGUGGAUCAAAGCAUAUGCUUUUGUACACACUGGUGACAACUCCAGAGCAAUCAACACUAUCUGUUCACUAGAGAAAAAGUCCUUGUUGCGAGAUAAUGUGGAUCUACUGGGAAGCUUAGCAGAUCUGUACUUCAGAGCUGGAGACAAUAAAAACUCUGUCCUCAAGUUUGAGCAGGCACAGAUGUUGGAUCCUUAUCUGAUAAAAGGAAUGGAUGUGUAUGGCUAUCUCCUGGCACGAGAAGGGCGGCUGGAGGAUGUGGAAAACCUUGGCUGCCGCCUUUUCAACAUUUCUGAUCAGCAUGCAGAACCCUGGGUAGUCUCUGGGUGUCAUAGCUUCUACAGCAAACGCUACUCCCGGGCUCUCUAUUUAGGAGCCAAAGCCAUUCAGCUGAACAGUAAUAGUGUUCAAGCCUUGCUGCUUAAGGGAGCAGCACUUAGGAACAUGGGCAGAGUCCAAGAAGCAAUAAUCCAUUUUCGAGAGGCCAUACGGCUUGCACCAUGUCGCUUAGAUUGUUAUGAAGGUCUUAUCGAAUGUUACUUAGCCUCCAACAGUAUCCGCGAAGCAAUGGUAAUGGCUAACAACGUUUAUAAAACUCUAGGAGCGAAUGCACAGACUCUUACCCUUUUAGCCACUGUUUGUCUUGAAGACCCAGUGACACAGGAGAAAGCCAAAAGUUUAUUAGAUAAAGCCCUGACCCAAAGGCCAGAUUACAUUAAGGCUGUGGUGAAAAAAGCAGAACUACUUAGCAGAGAGCAGAAAUAUGAAGAUGGAAUUGCUUUGCUGAGGAACGCACUGGCUAAUCAGAGUGACUGUGUCCUGCAUCGGAUCCUAGGAGAUUUCCUUGUAGCUGUCAAUGAGUAUCAGGAAGCAAUGGACCAGUAUAGUAUAGCACUAAGUUUGGACCCCAAUGACCAGAAGUCUCUAGAGGGGAUGCAGAAGAUGGAGAAGGAGGAGAGUCCCACGGAUGCCACUCAGGAGGAGGAUGUGGACGACAUGGAAGGGAGUGGGGAAGAAGGGGACCUGGAGGGCAGCGACAGUGAGGCGGCCCAGUGGGCUGACCAGGAGCAAUGGUUCGGCAUGCAGUGAGGGGCGGCUCAGGCCGCAUGGGCCUCUCUGCUCUGAGCACUUCCGAGGACUGAAGGAGCCGUGGGACCUGCUCUCAGGAGGACAGUGAUUCCACAUGUGAUUGCAGCAAGGCCAGCCCCUCACGCCCGGUUCUAGUUGGGACUUCGUUUAACAGAGUCUGACAAGCCCUUCGUCUGUCUCCACCUUCUCGUGUCCAAGCCAGGGGGCACUGAGGGAGCAUUCUGAGGCCUGCACACAUGCCAGGCUUCAGGGCAGAGUGCUUUUCUGUCUUUAAUUCCUGUGUUGGAGAGCAUGAGUAGUAGACAGUGUUUUGGCUGUGACCUGGAUGACCUUGGAGGAAUGCCAGCAUCCCAGAGCCAGAAUGUCAUCUCAGGUCAGAUAGCUGUACUGUCUGGCCCUUUCCAGUGGGUUCCCCCCUCAGAAGUCCUCAUCCUGGGCUAUGUAGACUGCCCCAGAAACCUUGCUUUCUUCUGCAACGUUAGUAUGCCUUACGCUGACAGUUGCUAUUUUGCAUAACAGUUUUCCUAUUUGCUAAGCUGGUAUCUUGCCUCUGAGCUUGGGCUGAUCCGAGAAACAGGUGUGACGAGAGCAUGACCAGAGACGCACCUGGGGCAGUUAACCAAUAAAACUGGUUUGUACAGUCA
Tupaia belangeri chinensis (Chinese tree shrew) is the source of this 2345-nucleotide messenger RNA. It is a transcript of the gene ANAPC7, whose product is annotated as anaphase promoting complex subunit 7. The coding region runs from base 4 to 1701 and encodes 565 amino acids. The transcript has 12 exons. Gene Ontology annotation, cellular component: anaphase-promoting complex. The record is from RefSeq and is a predicted model, not a curated record. Lineage: Eukaryota; Metazoa; Chordata; Mammalia; Scandentia; Tupaiidae. Gene Ontology annotation, biological process: protein ubiquitination; positive regulation of mitotic metaphase/anaphase transition; cell division. Gene Ontology annotation, molecular function: protein binding.